Messenger RNA from Fusarium falciforme, 1764 nucleotides. RefSeq lists its product as hypothetical. The record is from RefSeq and is a predicted model, not a curated record. The transcript has 6 exons. Gene Ontology annotation, molecular function: flavin adenine dinucleotide binding; N,N-dimethylaniline monooxygenase activity; NADP binding. NCBI's taxonomy places the organism in Eukaryota, Fungi, Ascomycota, Sordariomycetes, Hypocreales, Nectriaceae. The coding region runs from base 1 to 1764 and encodes 587 amino acids.
AUGAAAGCUCCGACUGAAAACGAUUAUUCCGUCACCUUUGACAACAGGGUUGGCGGAACACCCAUCAACCACGAUGAAACUACCCCUUACACCGUUUCUGAGCAUACUCUGUGGGCUCCUCGCAAGUUGAGAGUUGCCUGCAUAGGAGCAGGCGCAUCAGGUAUUAUGAUGUGCUAUAAAAAAGAGAAAGAGUUUGGAGACUCGAUCGACCUGAUUGUUUAUGAGAGAUAUCCCAAACCCGGUGGUGUCUGGUACGCCAACAAAUACCCAGGCUGUCGUUGCGAUGUUCCCUCUCCAGCCUAUCAGUACCACUUCGCCCCCAAGUCGAAUUGGUCGAGGUAUUACUCUCCAGCCGCCGAGAUACAAUCAUACUAUGAAGAAUUCGCCACUGAGAAUGGUUACGUGGACAAAUACAUCAAGCUGUCGCAUCGAGUUGACAAGGCCGCCUGGGAUGAGGCAACUGGCCAGUGGAUCUUGACCAUCUCUCAAACCAACGAGUCCAACGAGGAGAGCACGUUUGAAGACCGAGCCGACUUCUUGAUCGCCAACACUGGUGUCUUGAACACAUGGAAGUGGCCCGACAUCCCCAACCGCGAGGCCUAUCAGGGAAAAAUCACUCAUUCGGCCGAUUAUGACACCAGCCUCGAUUUGAAGGAAAAGACCGUCAUUGUCAUCGGUUCUGGUGCUUCUGCGAUCCAGAUUGUACCAGCCAUUAGGCCGACAGUGAAGAAGUUGAUCUCGUUCUACCGCACACCCCAGUGGAUUGGUCCUGGCCUCGCGAUGGAUGGGUUCACGGACUCCGAAGGACGCAACUUUGACUACACAGAGGAGCAGAAGGACAGUUUCGCAAAGGACCCUCAGGCAUACCUGGCUCACCGAAAGGAGAUAGAGACAAAGAUUAACACCAGCUUCCGUAACAACAUUGCAAACCAUCCCCACCAAAAGCUAGGUCGCGAGUUCGUCACUCAACGGAUGAAGAAAAUUCUGAAAAAUGACAAAUGGCUCGUCCAACGGCUUAUUCCAACGUUCCCAAUGGGUUGCCGUCGACUCGGCCCGGUCGAUGGCUUUCUAGAGGCUUUCUUGGAAGACAACGUAGAACUAGCCGAGGGUGCAAUCGAGUCCUUCACCAAGGACGGCCUGCGGACCACCGAUGGAACAGAGUACAAGGCCGAUGUUAUCAUCUGCGCCACUGGAUUUGACGUGAGCUUCAAGCCAGUUUUCCCAGUUAUUGGUCGGAACAACGUCUCGCUCGGUGAGGCUUGGAAGGAUGAUCCGUCGGCUUACCUUGCGGUCGCUGCGAGCGGCUUUCCCAAUUUCUUGAUUGGGUCUCUUGGGCCAAACUGCCCAGCCGGACAUGGAUCUUUCAUCACAGUCUUGGAGGCUGCACAGAAUUACGUGUGCAAGAUCAUCAGAAAGAUCCAAACCGAGAAUAUCCUGGCCAUGGACGUCAAGCCCGAGGCCGUUGCCGAGUACAACGAGCAUGUGCACAAGUGGCUGGAGAGAACGGUCUGGGCAGCUGGUUGCAGCUCCUGGUAUAACCAAGGUCGCCCAGGCGGCAAGAUUACAGCUCAAUAUCCAGGGUCCUUGGUCCACUGGCGCUUGCUGCUCGAGCAUCCUCGGUUUGAAGACUACAACAUCCGCUAUCGUACACGCAACAGGUUCGAGUUUAUGGGCAACGGCUUCACACUGCUAGAGGUAGAUGGGCAGGACGUUGCAUGGUAUCUAGAUUUGGAGCACAUUCAAAAGCCAUUGUUUACUUACUAG